Echinostoma caproni is the source of this 348-nucleotide messenger RNA. The record is from the annotation of a GenBank genome assembly. NCBI's taxonomy places the organism in Eukaryota, Metazoa, Platyhelminthes, Trematoda, Plagiorchiida, Echinostomatidae.
AUGUUGCAAUAUUUUCCCCAUCCUUCCGUAUCUCAGGACACGAUACGCACGAGUAUUGUGAAUACAGUCCGGGAUGAAUUACUAUCUGCUUAUUCUGAGGCUGCUGAUUUGCUUGCUGAAGUGGACCGUCUGAAAGAAGAGGUUACUCGAUUGCGUGGUUAUCAGGCAGCGUUCUACGCUUUACGUCCGUUUGUCUCUGCCGAAUUGUGGGAGCACUUGAAUACGCAACAGGCUCGAUUACAAUUAGUACAAUCCACUCCUUCCCUGCUUCCAACAAACACCAGCAGUUCGGUUCCGGCCACCUCAGCUCCAUCGGUUCGCCCGAACUCGCCUCAACAUGUGGAUUGA